AUGGCAGUUUUAAUCCAGCUAUCCCGGACGCAAGCUCCCUCUCGGUUCGACCUCGGAAAGCAACUCUUCUGGUCUUUUGGCAGGAACGGAGUCCCCCGCCGCAGCAUGGCCUCAGACCCGACGGCGGCAGAGACGACCCGCUUCGACUUCCUGGUGAUCGGCGGCGGGUCCGGAGGUCUGGCCGGGGCUCGGAGGGCGUCGGAGCUCGGAGCAGCCACCGCCGUGAUCGAGAGCCACAAACUCGGAGGUACCUGCGUCAAUGUUGGCUGUGUCCCCAAGAAGGUUAUGUGGAAUGCAGCAGUUCAUGCUGAGUAUCUCCAUGAUCACAGUGACUAUGGCUUUGACGUUGGAAACGCUCAUUUCAGUUGGAAAACUCUUAAGGCCAAAAGGGACGCUUAUGUUAGUCACCUAAAUCGCGUUUAUCGCAACAAUCUUGAUAAGGCUAAAAUCCAAACUAUUCAAGGUCGUGCCAGGUUCACAAAUGAUCCUGAGCCCACUGUGGAGGUCAGAGGAAGAAAGUACACAGCGCCUCACAUCCUCAUUGCCACUGGAGGGCAGCCUUCUGUUUUGAGUGAUGCAGAAGUUCCAGGGGCAAGUCUCGGCAUUACCAGCGAUGGCUUUUUUGAACUUGAAACUCUGCCAAAGCGCAGUGUGAUCGUGGGGGCUGGUUACAUUGCAGUGGAGAUGGCAGGCAUCCUUUCCACCCUUGGGUCCAAAACAUCCCUCAUUAUUCGCCAGACAGGAGUUUUGAGAAACUUUGACAGCUUCAUCAGCAGUAACUGCACCAAAGAACUGCAAAACUCUGGUAUAGACCUGUGGAAGAACUCUAAGGUGAAGUCUGUGAGUAAAACUGAGAGGGGUCUGGAGGUGACGCUCGUCACCAAAGACCCAGAGAAGAAGAACGACGAGGAGAAGAUCAGCACCAUCCAGGAGGUGGACUGUCUUCUCUGGGCCAUCGGCAGGCAGCCGAACACCUCUGGACUGAACAUCGGGGGGAUGGGUGUGGAUACAGAUGUGGGAGGCCAUAUCAUUGUGGACGAGUUUCAGAACACCAGUCGACCAGGGAUCUACGCUGUAGGGGAUGUUUGUGGCAAAGCUCUUCUCACACCUGUUGCCAUUGCUGCAGGCAGAAAGCUGGCUCACAGACUGUUUGAGGACAAGAAGGACUCCAAGCUGGACUACUCCAGUAUUCCCACCGUGGUGUUCAGCCACCCGCCCAUCGGUACGGUGGGCCUCACAGAAGAGGAGGCCAUUAAAGCUAGAGGAAAGGAGAAUGUGAAGAUUUACAAGACCUCUUUCUCUCCAAUGUAUCACGCCAUCACGACCAGGAAGAGUCAGUGCAUCAUGAAGCUGGUGUGUGUGGACAAGGAGGAAAAGGUGGUGGGCCUGCACAUGCAGGGCCUGGGCUGUGAUGAGAUGCUGCAGGGCUUUGCUGUGGCCAUCAAAAUGGGCGCUACCAAAGCAGACUUUGACAAGACUAUUGCCAUUCACCCCACCUCAUCUGAGGAGUUUGUCACGAUGCGCUAAGGGAAUCACAAACUCCCCCCUUGCUUCCCUAUACGAUUAGCAACUCAGACAAGCAUACCAGGACAGAGUCACUACUUCGUACUAGUCUCGCAUUAGCUUGACGACUUGCUUUCUAAAACUACCUUCCAUUUUCUCUCAUUUAAGUGAUCUUAUUUUUGCGCAGUUUUAAAUGUUUUCUCAUUUUUACCUAAAUGGACCAAGACCAAAUGAUGGCCUUCUUAAACUGUGCUGAUUUCCAUUUUAAUGAUUGUGAAAUGGAAGUGAUGGAUCUGCAGGUAUUGUUGUCAAGUGAUUGCAUGGGAAGUCAAAAGACCUCUCUCCUAGUGUAUGUGUUUGAUUUGUGAGUCAUUUGUCAGAUUCAUUUUACAAACACUGCUGCUUCUUGAGGCUCCUAUUUGCUACCAAUGCAAGGUCAUAACAUAUCUACUGUACUGUCUUAAAGAUUCAAUAAACCUGGAGUUUUUUUCUUAA
Xiphias gladius (swordfish) is the source of this 1998-nucleotide messenger RNA. It is a transcript of the gene gsr, whose product is annotated as glutathione reductase. Gene Ontology annotation, cellular component: mitochondrion; cytosol. Gene Ontology annotation, molecular function: glutathione-disulfide reductase (NADPH) activity; flavin adenine dinucleotide binding; NADP binding. The coding region runs from base 1 to 1527 and encodes 508 amino acids. The record is from RefSeq and is a predicted model, not a curated record. The transcript is spliced from 12 exons. Gene Ontology annotation, biological process: cellular response to oxidative stress; glutathione metabolic process; cell redox homeostasis. NCBI's taxonomy places the organism in Eukaryota, Metazoa, Chordata, Actinopteri, Istiophoriformes, Xiphiidae.